AUGGAGUUUGAAGACAGAAAACGAAAACUUGAGGAUGCAGACUCUGCAGACCUCGAGCCAUCGAAGAAAGCACUGCAGAAGCUAAGUGUCAGUGGACCACUUACUCAAGAAGAUGUUGUAUUGUAUAAAAAAGAGGCUAUUUGGAGGCAGAUGAAGUUCUACAAGUUGCAAGCCCAGGAGGUUAAGAGUGAGCUACAGCGAUACGAGUCUCGCUUUAAAGCUUACGUGGCAUCUCAUCUGCUAAUAGAAUCGUGGCUAGCUACUGUGGUAAAGGCUUUGGGCAAAGGCGAUAUCAAAAAGCUAGAUUUGACUUGUUCCUCCAAAGACGCGGAGGCUCUUCUCGAGGAGCGUCGCGAACUUCUUUUGGAUGUGUUCAAAAGCAAUUCUAACAUCGAUAAAGACGAAUCCAUCGCAAAGAUCUGCGAUAUCGUGGCAUUAGAAAGAGACAAGACUGAGGCUCAAAAUCUUCAUGCGUCUUUGAAAGAAAAGAUAACUGAGUUGGAGAAUCAACUCAGGGAGCUACAGAUGGCUAAAGACCGCAGUGAAUCUGCUUCAAUCAAGAGGGUACAAGUCAAUAACAAGCAGAAGGUCGAAACAUCUGAUGAUAAUGUGAAUGGUUCCUCGAAUGGUGAAUCUACUCCAGUGGAAGUCAAAAAAGAAGGUGUUAAUGAGGAGCAGGCUAACAUUUACAAAAAGGAAUUGGAAGACCUCCGAAUCGAGCAUGACCUGGUGAAAGCCGGUCUCGACUCUGUUACAGAGAGCUUGAAGGCCGCAAAUGUGAAACUUUCCAAUGCUGAACAAACAAACCUGGACCUCAUCCAUAAGCUCAACAACCUUGACGAGCCAGAGCUUCUCAAGUCUGCUAGAUACGUUACCAUUCUUUCUCAGAAUAAGUCUCUCAACGAGAAUAAUUCCCAGUUGUUGAAGCUCAAGGAUGAACUUGUACAAAAAUUGAGUGCGCUAGAAGACAAAGAGGGACAGUUUGUGAAAAGUGUCAGUACCGAAAUCUUGGAAGAAAAUCGACACCUUAAGGAGCUUCUUUCCAAAGCUGAGAAUGACCUAGUUCGCGUCCGCACUGUGCGUGAUGAGCUCAUCGGCAAGCUGGCAGUUUUCAAGCUGGAACUUGAGCAGGCCAAAUCAAGUAAGGAGAUUUUGGCCUUGAAUGAUAUCUUGAACCAGAGACUUCAUAAGCUCGAAGAAACCCUAGCAGCGCAAUUUGCGCCUGAAGUCGAUGCCAAUCUAGAAGCGCUCGAGAAAUCAGAACUCAUCAAAAGGCUUCAGAUUCUCAGUGGAGAAUUGAAGGAUUUGGAGUCAGCAUUUCAAGAGACACGCGGUCUUGCCUUGGAGAAAUUGAAGGACUUCGCCGACAAGGAUGGAUUUGUGAAAAAAUUGACGGUGGAGAAAAACAAAGCUGACCAAAAGUAUUUCGCAAGUAUGAGGGUGAAAGACCUGUUGGCCGCCGAGAACAAGAUUCUCAAGACCCAAAUCGCAAAGUCUCAAGAGCUUUUACAAAAACAGGGGGACAUAGAAAAAGCGUAUGCAUCGAAGAUUGACAUCAUGAACAAAUCCUUGACGGAGCUCAAAGCCAUAAAGGAAAGCUCCAUCCGCGAGACAUCUAAGUUAUACGAAUCGGUCAAGAGUUUAACCAGACAUCGUGAGGGAGCCACCAAAGAGAUUUCACAACUCAAGGAAGAGCUCAAAACCAUUUCGAAGCAAAAGGAGGCCUUGGUUGAUGAACUCUCUGACAUCAAGUACACGCUGGGCAAACUCCAAGGGAAGCUCAGAGCCACUGAUAGUCUUCUUCAGAAGUACAAGAGCAACAACACCUCGUCUAUAUUGCAAGAGGAUGAGAAGCAGUUGGAAGCAUUGAGGUCGAUCACCAAAUGUUCUGUUUGCUCCAAGAACUGGAAGAACACCGCCAUCACUGCUUGUGGACAUGUUUUCUGCGAUGGAUGUGUUCAAGAACGUCUCAACGCGCGUCUCAGACGUUGUCCCACCUGCAACAAGGGAUUUUCUUCCAAUGAUUUACUCUCUGUCCAUCUUUAG
Australozyma saopauloensis is the source of this 2046-nucleotide messenger RNA. RefSeq names its product E3 ubiquitin-protein ligase (gene BRE1). The record is from RefSeq and is a predicted model, not a curated record. Lineage: Eukaryota; Fungi; Ascomycota; Pichiomycetes; Serinales; Metschnikowiaceae. Gene Ontology annotation, cellular component: HULC complex; nucleus. The transcript has a single exon. Bases 1 to 2046 code for a protein of 681 amino acids. Gene Ontology annotation, molecular function: ubiquitin protein ligase activity.